CCAUCUGCGCCCCUCCCCCUUCGCCAGCGGCACCCCACGUACGCCCCGCCGCCCUGCGAGGUUCAGUGGUGCGGGAGGGUCGCCUACCUGUGUGUGUGCCAGGAGCGGAGGCUGCGGGACGUUUUCACGCACUUUGGCCCACCACGGACACCGCUUUUGCUGACGCCACGAAACAAAGCGGGAAGGAGCAAUGUUUCCUCAUAUGUAUAAAGUGAGGCCUCCUAAAGGAUCAGGAAUUCGAGAGCCUUCAAAAUCUGAAGGUCCUGGUUCCGAGCCUCAGUGGCAAGGAGAUUCUUGGAGGCGACCCAAUCGUUGGGACCAGUCACCACAAACUCCCGCACAGCAGUCCAUGCCUUCCACACCACAGCCUGUCCAGUCUGCAGAGCCACAAGCAAAUCUCGUCAGGGACUUGAGCUACAUUCCCUAUUGGGACAAUGACCCACCAGACCAGUGUCCUGAGGGGGAGCCUCCAGUCAACAGCACUAUGUCAGUGCAUGCAGGUGAUGGUGACACCUUGACUGGGAGUGACAAUCCAACUCCAUGGAGGAAGAGUAGCCAACAUAGGAAUGAAAGUCCUGUAGCUUCACAACCUCAACACAAAUCAACUUUAACCUGGACUCCGGUUCAGCCAGCAACAGACAGCAAACAACAGCAAACUACAUGGAUUAUGGAGGCAGUAUUCUUCCAACCUUGCAGCCACAGACUGCACACCCAGCCAUGCCCUUUCACGGGAGACAUGCCCUACAAAAAACAAGCAAACACAAAUCCUCCAGCAAAAAUGUCAGCCACAGUGCUCAGGAAAAGGAGCACUGAACCUCCACUUGCCCCACAGAAUGAACGUGUAACUAGGAUCAGACAAGGUCAGACAGACCAGGAAGAGAACAGGGAAGCAAGGCAGCCACAGAGGAUAAGAACACGGAAAGUAGACAAUGAUCUUCAGAAUGACAGAAAUUCUACAGAUAACAAUACAAAGAACAUGCAGGAAGCCAACGAUGCACGUCCACCUAUUAAAAGAUGGCGGAGCAGGGAUGAAACAAAUUCUGUGAAACCCAGGGAUGAUUUGACAGACAGAAAAAAUAUAUUUCAGAGAGAAAACAGCCGAGAUGAAGAGCGUUUCAGGCAGGAAAGAGAAAAAAGGGAAGAACUGAGAAAUAAAAGAGAUGAACUUAGGAGAAGAGAACAAACUGAAAGAGAAAAGAGAGAGGAACAACGACGGAAGGAACAGGAAAAAGAACAGGAAAGCACAAGUUCAAUAGAUGAUAUACGCAAAAGACACGAGAAAGAGAGAGAAGAACUAAGAAGAUUACAAGAAGAAAGAGACAGACAGGAAGCACAAAUGAGACAGAAACCAGAAAUGAAUGAAAAGGCUGAGAAAGACAAACAAACAGAAGUUAACAAUCAGAAUAAGCCAUUUUUAAGAAAAUUUAGUAGACCUGAACCUGAAGAAGUGUUGAGGAAGAACAGUCGACCAGAGCCUGAAGAAAGAGUGAGGAAGCCAAGUCAACCUGAGCCUGAACGAAUGAUAAGAAAAACAAGCCGCCCUGAGCCUGAAGAGGUGCUGAGAAAGACUAGCAAACCUGAGCCUGAAAUGUUGAGGAAGACCAGUCAACCUGAACCUGAAGAAAGAGUGAGGAAGGCAAGUCAACCAGAGCCUGAACGAAUGCUGAGAAAGACAAGCCGACCUGAGACAGAAGAAGUGCUGAGAAAAAACAGUAAACCAGAGCCUGAGGUGUUGAGAAAGACCAGUAAACCAGAACCUGAAGGAGUAGUGAGGAAAACUAGCAAACCAGAGCCUGAAGAAGUGGUGAGAAAGACAAGUAAACCUGAACCAGAAGGAUUACUAAGAAAAACUAGUCGGCCAGAACCAGAAGGAAGGCUGAGGAAAAUUAGUAGAGAGUCUGAACCGGUACAAAGAAAGACUAGCCAACCUGAAUCUGAGAAAGUAGUUUUACGAAAAGUUAGUGGCCAGGAAACAUCAGAGGUCCCCAGAAAGACAAGCAAUCAAGAACCUGACAAACUGUGUAGAAAAAUUAGCACUGACCAGUUGAAGAGAAACAGUAAACAUGAGCCUGAGGAAUUACUGAGGAAGACAAGUAAGCAAGAGAGUGAUGAUGAAGAGCCAGAAUGCUUGCAGGACAGAGUAAGUAGGUUUGGUGUACAGCUGAGAUCCAGGAAGCCGUCAAACCCACCACCACCUAAAGGACCCGUUCCCUCUGAAAGUGAAGAAGAUCUGGCUCUCAUGAAUGACAAGAAUAAGUUGUCUAAUAUCAAAAACAGAUGGGAGUCAAAAAUACAAAACGAAAAUGAACAGAGAGAUAGAAAGCGAAGUUUGACCCAAAAACCCAGUAAAAUGGAAAAUGAAACAGAUAGGAAGGAGUCCAUCAUAGAAAACAAACCAGAAAGUAAGGAUGAAAAAAAUGAAACAGAGAAGAAGAAACCCAAUCAAAAUGUCCAAACAGCUCCUGGAAAACAGCAAACACCAGGUCAAAAAGACACCCAGAGUAAAGAAGACUUGCAAGUUCAAAAGGAUCCUUCAAAUAAGCCAGUGAUGCAUCCUACAGAUCAGAAGGAAAGAAAUACACAAAAACUAAAGGAUAAAGGUGAAAUAGACCCUCCACCUAAAGUAAAACAAGGUCUAUUUUUCCAAGAUGUCAAAUUAAAGAAGGCUAAAACAAGUGUCCCUGAAAAAUCUAAACCAGAGAGCAAACAAUUUCUCGAAGAAGUCAAAUUACGGAAGGUUGAAACAAAACCACGUGCUGUUCACCGUGUAAAUAGUGUAGUAGAGUUCUCAGAUGAUGAGGAUGACCUCUUAGAAGAAGAAGAAGAAAGUGAGGAAUCUGAUACAGAAUCAGAGUCAGACGACUCAGAAGAGGAAACAGAUGAAGACGAGGAAACAUCAGAAGAAGAAUCAGAGGAGGAGGAGGAGGAGGAGGAGGAGGAGGAGAAACAACCAAAAAUAGAUAAUAAGGCUAAGAAGACUGAACCACCACAGCCCACUCCUCAGACCAACACUGCUUUUGAGGAAGUUCCAUGGUGGGAGGAGCCAUCAGCUGAAGAGGAUGAACCAGAGUUGAUUUGGGACCAGUCUACAGAUGACAUGAUCACUCAGUCUAACAAUGCCCUGGAAAGUCCCCUUCCAUGGUGGGAACAGCCUCAGGAUGAUGAUGGGUCUAAUAAUGCUCACCAAAGUCCCAUCCCAUGGUGGGAACAGCCUCAGGACACAGGGUCUAACAAUGCUUUGGAAAGUCCUGUUCCAUGGUGGGAACAACCUCAGGAUGCCAGGGAAUGGAGUCCAGGUUCACCAGUUUUCAAGAAAGAUGUGUUUGAGAGCAUGAAGGUGAAAUCCCAGCCACCACCCCCUCCACCACCACCAUCAUCUAAAAAACAAAAAGAUGAUGGUUCAGGACCUCCGCCACCUCCCCCAAUGCCUGGACCACCACCACCACCACCUCCCCAGCCUGGGAGCCAUCCAAAGAGGCCAACUUCUGUUGCCAAGAAACAAAAACUUGAUCAACUUAAAAAGGCCGCCCGAUCACGCCCUGACUGGAAUGGACUACUGCGAGAUAUUGAGAGUGGUAUUAAGCUUCGACGCUUGUCCUCCUGUGACAAAAUGGACAGAUCCACCCCGAUGCUUCCAAACUCCAGAGGGAAAGGUGGCAAGUUUGUCUAUGAAUCGGAGAAGCCCAUGGCCCACAAUCAGCUGCUUCAUGAAAUCCAUCGAGGUGUGAAGUUGCGUAAGGUCAAGACCAAUGACAGGAGUAAGCCAUGCUUCAGGGCUCUAGGUGUGAAGAAGCUUCGGCGUCAACUUACUAUGGAAAAUAUCAACAAACUGGAAAGCAUUCCGUCCUCCUCAGAUGAGGAAGAAGAUAUUGAUAAGAUGAGGGACGACCUGCAGGCUACCAAAGGACAACUUGAAGAUGAGAUUAAGAAUAGAAAGAAACUUGAAAGAGAAAGCAAGAUCUAUAAAAUUGACAUAGCUGCAUUACAAGCAGAAGUAAAAAGACUGAAAAGACAACUAAAAAGUGCAGGUAUUAAUGAUCCAAAGCCAAUGACUAAUGGUGAAGCAGAUGAAAUUGUGCCAAAGUUAGAAAAAUCUAUGAGUAAGUUACGAAUGCAUGAAGAUGAAGUUUUGGAUUUCUCCGAGUUAGAUACAUUAGAGACUGAAAUUAAUAACCUUAAAGGUCAAGUAGAUUCAUACAAGAAACAAGCUGAGGACUAUACAAACAAAUACAAUGAAGUUAACCAAAAGUUACUUGUGGCUGAAAAUUCUGCUUCAGAAUGGGAGCUCCGUAGCAACUAUUAUGAAAAGAAAUUUAAGGCUCUGCAGAAGGAACAGUGUAUUGAGCUCCCAGACAUAGAAAUUGUUGGUGUGCAGACAGAUCCUAUAGACUUCACUCCACCACCACCUUCAUCACCAACAGAGGAUGGUGAUAGGAGACCUUUCCCCAUGCCAUCAAAAUCAGGUUCCCGCAGAAGCUUUGCUUCAUCAGUUCAUAAAAUGGAAAGCUUCAAAGAGGAGGAAGAAGAUGAUGAUGACGAUGAUGAGGAUGAUGAAGAGGAGGAAGAAAGUGAGGAGGAAUCUGAAGAAUCUGAAGAAGAAACAGAAGAGGAAGAUGAAGAGAAGGCAGCAGAAAAAAGAGCUAUAAAUGCUGCACGAAGAAUAGAAAGAGACAUCAAGCUGGCGACUAACAAACUUAAUAAUGUAAAAUCCAAAGAAGAAAGAACACGAGAGGAAAGGAAAGCAUUAAGGGACAGAAUGACAAAAUGUUGUCAUGACAUGAAGACUGAGCGAGAAAUGUACUUUAAGACUAAGAGAGAACUUGAUGAAAUGGCAUCAGCUUUCAAAGCAUCUGAUGAUGAAGAUGACAGUAGUGAAGAUGAAGAUGAUUCUGAUGAAUCAGAUGAUUCUGAUGAGGAGGAAAUUCCUAGAGAGAAAGAAGAGGGUGAAGAAUGGUGGCUUGAUGAUACCACCAAAAAGCCAAUAAAACUUAAGAAGAAAAAGAAAAGGAAACUUGAUGCCAAUGGAGAAGAGGAAAAAGAUUCUGAACAAUUGCCUGACAUACAAGAACCUGUGUGGAGUGAAUCUGAGCAAGAGGAGAGUGAGGCAGAUGAUGAAAAGAAUGACAGUGAGAAAAGAUUAAUAAAACUUAAAAAUAGAACACAAAAGCAUGAGCAAAAACAUGCCACUCUCAGGAAGGGUGUGAGUGCACUGAAGACUAAAUUAGAACAAUCUGAAGAGUUGCUUGCUGCAGAGAAGCGGAGACGCCAGAGAUUGGAUGAGGAACUUCACAUUAUGUUGGCUGAGUUAUCAUAGUUUUAUUGUUGGCUGAAUGAUGUGGAGAUAAAUAAUAUAGAAGAUGGUGUAUGUAAGCUUUUGUAGAUAAUGAAGAUAUACAUUUAUGUCAAAGCUUUCCAUGAGAAUGAAUGGCUGAUGAAGUAUGACCAGUAAUUGCGUGAAAGAAUUCCUAUAGAACUUUUUCCUUUGAAUAGCUGGCACAACUGUUAUUGCAAUGAUGUGCUUCAGAUUCUUUGUGAUAUAAAAGGCCAUAUAAAUGUGACCAACAAGUAACUUCACUGCUCUUGACUAACCCUCCUUCAAAGUAGCAUUGGGUGGAGGCUAGUGCUAAUGGCCAGUACCCUUUGAUCUGCUGGCCCCUCAAUUCCUCACCUUGUUCUUCAUAUACAUAAACUUAUGUAAGGGGAAAAAUAAAUUGAGAUAUAAUGGA
Messenger RNA from Portunus trituberculatus (swimming crab), 5726 nucleotides. RefSeq names its product trichohyalin-like. Gene Ontology annotation, molecular function: actin binding. The record is from RefSeq and is a predicted model, not a curated record. The transcript is spliced from 24 exons. The coding region runs from base 191 to 5314 and encodes 1707 amino acids. Lineage: Eukaryota; Metazoa; Arthropoda; Malacostraca; Decapoda; Portunidae.